Messenger RNA from Plutella xylostella (diamondback moth), 1869 nucleotides. RefSeq names its product putative cytochrome P450 6a14. The record is from RefSeq and is a predicted model, not a curated record. Gene Ontology annotation, molecular function: iron ion binding; oxidoreductase activity, acting on paired donors, with incorporation or reduction of molecular oxygen; heme binding. Lineage: Eukaryota; Metazoa; Arthropoda; Insecta; Lepidoptera; Plutellidae.
AAUGGCAUUUCUUGUAGAGGUCACGCAUCCGCGGAGGUGCUCCGUAAAAAUUUGCGGCUUUAUAGCGAUACCGACCGCGGCCGAGCCAGCCGCGCCGCGAUACCACUUUAUUGUACCACCAUCAAUAAAGCCUACUUUAUAUACUUGUUAAAACAUCAACCACAAAUGGUUGUUCCUAAAAUAAAACCAUAAGUUCUAAGUGUUCACUUGCAAUGGCAAUUUUUCAAAUCUACGAGUAUUUCGGAGAGUUGAUAAGUGCGGUGGUGAUACUCUACACCUUAGCCUACUUGUGGUUCCAAUACAGCUUCUCGUAUUGGUCGAGCAAGCGCGUGCGCGGGCCGGCGCCGGCGUUCCCGUUCGGGAACAUCCGUGACGUCAUCACGAGGAGGUCGCAGUUCUUCCAGCCCUACUGCGACAACUACUUCAAGUACAAGCAUCUCCCCUAUGUGGGCAUGUACUCGUUCAACCGGCCGGUGCUGUGCAUCAACGAUCCGGAUGUAGCGAAACAUAUCCUGAUCAAAGACUUCGAUUACUUCCAAGCGCACGGAAUAUUCUCUGCGUCAGAGGGGAUCGACCCUCUCGCGGCGCACCUGUUCAACAGUCACGGAGACAGAUGGAAGAAUUUACGAGUGAAAAUGUCACCGGCGUUUUCAUCCGGGAAACUGAAGACGAUGUAUCCGCUUGUGCAAAAAACAGCUGAGGAAGGAAUGAAAUACUUGGACUCGCUGGAGUCGAAAGGAAACUCGAUAAACAUUUCGGAGUUUUAUGAAACUUAUACUAUGGAGAUUAUUGCAAGUGUGGGCUUUGGAGUGGAGUGCAAUGGUUUUAAGAAUCCUAAUACGGAGUUCUAUGUGAGGGGACAUGAAUACUUUGAACCGACGUCUUUGUAUUGGGCACUAGCUCGCGCUUUAGCAUUUUUUGCUCCAGAUCUAUCCAGACAGCUAAAGAUUCGGCGAUUCAGUCCGGGCAUGAUAGAGUUCUUUUACGGCCUCGUGAAAGACACCGUCGAGUAUCGGCAGAAGCACGAAUUCAGGAGAAACGAUUUCAUUCAAACAUUGAUCGAACUGAAAAAUGGACAGUCCGUAGAUGAAAAUGGUAACAUAAAGCCGAUAGAGGGGUUCCCGUUUUCCAUGGACGACGUGGCAGCGAACACGAUGCUGUACAUGGUGGCUGGCUACGAGACCUCGGCCACGGUGGGCCAGUUCACGGCGUACGAGCUCGCCCUCAACCCCGGCGUGCAGGCGCGCGCGCGCGACGAGGUGACCCGCGUGCUGGCCAGGCAUGAGAACCAGUGCACGUACGAGGCACAGAACGAAAUGACCUACUUGAACAUGAUCUUUGAUGAGACCAUGAGGAAAUACCCGCCGAUGCGAGCACUAUUCAGAAGGUGCAAUAAAGAGUACAGGUUGCCGGACAGUGAUCUAGUGAUAGACGAGGGUACGCUGGUUUUCGUGCCGGUGCAAGGGAUACAGAUGGAUCCGGAUAUAUUUCCUGAGCCGGACAAGUUUGACCCGGACCGGUUCCUCCCUGAGAACAAAGCGAACAUGCACCCCUGUCACUGGAUGCCGUUUGGGGCUGGCCCGCGAAAAUGCUUGGGUCUUCGUCAAGGCUAUAUCCAGGUGAAGAUAGCUCUGAUAAAGAUCCUGCAGAAGUACGAGAUCGUGCUGGACGAGCGGACGGCGGUGCCCAUGCGGGUCAAGCCGACGGCCAUGUGCUGCGCGCCCGACGGCGGCGUGUGGGUCAAGCUCAAGAAGCUGGCUGACCAGUGAGGGACCAACAGCGAUAAGGGCGUAAACACAGAUAUGUUCGCCUACCAGCUGCCGCUACACGGGUUCGUUAUAGACGUAGAUAAACGUCACUAUAUCCAAA